Molecule: messenger RNA, 507 nt
Organism: Mycetomoellerius zeteki
Lineage: Eukaryota; Metazoa; Arthropoda; Insecta; Hymenoptera; Formicidae
Exons: 1
Coding region: 1-507 (168 amino acids)
Source: RefSeq, a predicted model, not a curated record
AUGGUCCCCGUCAAGUCGGAAGCAAUGUUCUUCCACGACGGAACUGGCGGGGCGCCCCCACAAGCCUCAGUUAAAGCGGACGAAGUCAGUAUCCCGGUGGGACCCAAUCUCAAAUACCUGGGUCUCACCUUGUAUGGUCGUUGGAGUUUUGUCGAUCACUUCGACAACAUAGCCCCACGAUUGGGUCGUCGGGCCGAUGCCUUACUCGGUCUGAUGCCCAACCUUCGUGGUCCGAAUGAUGGCGUGAGAAGAGCGUACAUGUACGCGGUCCUGUCCGGGGCCUACUAUGGGGCCUCGGUAUGGAGUGAGGAAGCCCUGGCCAGCCGCCAUAUAAGGCAGAAGUUGCAAAGUGUGCAGAGGCGGCUGGUCUUGCGUAUCGCAAGGGCAUACAGGACCGUGUCACAUGACGUCCUAGCGGUCCUCGCGGGGGUCCUCCCGGCGGAGCGCGUGGCCGACGCCCUGGCGAAGUCAAGGUCAUUAGACUCCGGCCCCCCCCGGGGGGCGUAG